AUGCUUUGCGCUGCUGGGGCGGCUCUUUUCCGCAAAUGUGCCUCGAUGGUCGGGCUUCUGGUGCGCCCGUUUGGCGCUUUCCCCCGUCGGACCUCGGGGCUUCGGUGGCCAAAGGGCGGGGGCGCCAGGAACCCUCGUGACGAAUGCCGUUUGCCUCGCCGCCCGCGGGUUCAAGCAAGGGGAAGCGGCCGGCCAAUUUUUUUAAUCUUUUUGGCCCCUUUGCGCGGUGGUUCCGUUUCUCCGGCUAGAAAUUUUGGGUCCUCAGGCAGCGGGCUGGAUUGGUUGUGGGUUGUUCUCGGCCGGCCGUUUCGGUCUCCCUUGAAAAGGUGUUAG
This is a messenger RNA of Trypanosoma theileri, 333 nucleotides long. RefSeq lists its product as uncharacterized. The coding region runs from base 1 to 333 and encodes 110 amino acids. Lineage: Eukaryota; Euglenozoa; Kinetoplastea; Trypanosomatida; Trypanosomatidae. The transcript has a single exon. The record is from RefSeq and is a predicted model, not a curated record.